Molecule: messenger RNA, 312 nt
Organism: Microsporum canis CBS 113480
Lineage: Eukaryota; Fungi; Ascomycota; Eurotiomycetes; Onygenales; Arthrodermataceae
Exons: 2
Coding region: 1-312 (103 amino acids)
Source: RefSeq, a predicted model, not a curated record
AUGGCUGUCAAGGUUGGACCUGAAGAAGGUAUGAGAUAUGACGAUGUCAUGAGAGUAGAAGUAGAAGUAGUAGUAGAAGAAGCAGUAGAAGAAGCUGAAGAAGACCAUCUCGUCUGUCGUGUUGAAGUUCUCCUGCUGGUCGUCGCAAAAGUAGCAUCAAGACCGUCAAGUCCGUCAAGGAUCAAAGUCGACCCAGUUGUUACUGACAUCUCGUCGUCCAUCGACUGUCCGACUGUCUUCGUCUCAUGCUUGAUGCUGCCGACCCAUAGCAGCAUCGAAUAUCAACAAGGAUUGAAUGUUAACAGCCAAUGA